AUGAAGCUUCGGUUACUUAUUGCCUUAACGUUCUUAGCCGCGAUCGUGGUCGCGACUCCCUCCCUCGCCACGCACAAGCGGCGCGAGCUCCAGGAAGGCCUCCUAUUGGCUAAGAAGAGCCAGAGCCUAUACCGAAACAAGGAGGCGAAGGGCUCCGGCGGCGUGGACGGCGCAGGUGGCGCCGCGAGAGGCGCCGCAGAUGGCGCUGCUCCCUCGCUGACGAUCUUCUGCGCUCCGAAGCCGUACGAGUCGGUGCUGAAUCCUAAGGACCGUGCCGUGGACAACCAACGCCGCGCACUGCUGUCGUGGCUGCGAUUAACUCCGGCUCCUAAGAUCGUCCUUCUCGGGAACGACUCGACGUUUCACGCGCUCGCGCGGGAGUUCCCGACGCGCAUUUCCGUCGACGACGCGAUCGACACUAAUUUCUACGGCGUGCCGCAGUUUCACAGCAUCGUGGCGCGCGCGCAAGCCGCCGAUACGGAUCUCUCCAUGAUCAUUAACGGCGAUAUUAUUCUCCUCAAUGACGUCAUGGUCGCCAUCGAGAAGAUUCACCGUAGCUUCCCGCACUGGGUGAUGACGUCAGCACGGUGGGACGUGAAAGAGGAUUUCCCGUACUCUUUCGAACCUUCCAUGUGGGCUUCGUCGGGCGGCGGCGGCGGGCGCAGCAGCGCGGCGAUCGAGAAGGAGAUUAAGAAGGUUGUCCGGGAGACCGGGUCGCUGCAUACCUAUGGCGGCGUGGAUUUCUGGGCUUGGAACAACUCCCCGCUUCCGCUUUUCACGGGAAUUAUGCCGCCGUUCAUGUUCGGCCGCGGGAAGUACGACAACUGGCUGACGCACGAGAUGGUUGCGUCGGGCGUCCGGCAAGUCGUCGACGCGAGCGACGCGGUGACGGCGAUCCACGUGGCGCAUUCCUACUCGCACGUAGUGGAGGGCGACGCGACCAAGGAGGGGAAGGGCCUGCUAGGAAAGAGUUUUUGGUCGACGAGGAAGCAUAGCAGCUGGGAGUUAUUCGCGAACAUUCACAUGGCGCAGACGCACGGAUCGUACGUCAACCAGAAGGGCACGGCGCUGCACGUGCCGUGGAAGCUCGCCACGUGUCAUGAACCUUCAGUCUUCAACAUGUGCCUUCAGAAGCGCCUGCGUCCCGCCACGUGCACGUGCGAGUUUUCCAACUUCGUCGAAAACAGCCAAUCAGAUCCCAAGCUCGACGCUACAGGCCACAAGUGGCAGUGCGGAACCGUGUCCGUCGAUAAGCAGGAGGAUUACUCAAUCGCAGCCGUUCCUACGCCAAAAUCCUCCAUCGGGCUUCCGCACACGAUGGAGCAGCUGCUGCCGCGCGUCGCUAGGGAGGCGAACGGGCUCAAGGUGGUAACCCUAGUCGCCGUCACGUUCGGAUACGCGGAGAUGCUCAUGAGCUUCGUGUGCCGCCUGAGGGGGCUCGGCCUGGCGGAUAAUCUCGUGGUCGCGGCGCUUGAUGAGGAUCUCUAUCGUUUCGCGUUUACACAAGGCCUGGCAGUGUACUACGAGCAGGUUAGCGUGGGUCUCAAGGGUGUUGACUCCAAGAACUGUGCCUUCGGCAGCCAGUGCUUCCGCCAGUUCACCAAGCUCAAAUCCCGCGCCGUGCUGCGCGUGCUCAAGGCAGGCUACUCGGUCCUCUGGACAGACGUCGAUAUUGUCUGGUUCUCCGACCCUCUCCCGGACCUCAUGUCGUACGGGCCUGGCACCUUCCCGAUCCAGAGCAACGAGCCUAACGCGAGCCUGCCCGGAACCGGAAUCCGCAGGAUCAACUCCGGGUUUUAUUUCGCAAGGUCGGAUGCGCAGACAAUCGAAGGGUUUGAGGCGAUCACAGCGCAUGCAGCCACGACUAAGCUAUCCGAGCAGCCAAGCUUUUAUGAUAUUCUCUGCGGGGUGAAAGGAGAGAAUGUGGUGCCCGGAAAGGAGGAAUGCGUGUGGAAGAAUGGACUCCGUACUAUUUUCCUCGACAGGGCGAUUUACCCUAACGGCGCGGUGCACGGGUUUUGGGAGGCGGCAGAUGUGAUGGGGGCGUGCAGGAGGAAGGGGAGCAAGAUUCUGCACAACAACUGGAUUGCUGGGAAGGAUGCUAAAAAGGAGCGGUUUGUGGUGAACUCGUUUUGGCACUACGAUGGGCUGAGAAGGAUGUGCACUUGGGAUUGGCACAGCAAGCUGCCGGACGUGAUUGUGCCUGAAGUGAAGGUGAUUAAGGCGACGACAUAG
Molecule: messenger RNA, 2235 nt
Organism: Closterium sp. Yama58-4
Lineage: Eukaryota; Viridiplantae; Streptophyta; Zygnematophyceae; Desmidiales; Closteriaceae
Source: the annotation of a GenBank genome assembly